GCGCAUCCCGUGUUUAGUUUCGUCCAAACCUGAGGAGCUGUCUAGUGUCGCUGCUGCGCUAGCAAAUCCAUCGCUUCAAGCUCUUGUCAUGUUUGUGAGAGAAACAACGGCGUCUGCUUUUUUUUAAUUUUUAUUUUUAUUUAUUCUCAACAACAAGGCGACACCACCACCACCGCGACACGUUGCUGUCUACGUCUGAAGCUGUUUGAAUAGACCGGCAGGACGAACCAACGGUUGAAAGUAGUCGCUCCAACGGUCGGCAGGGAUAGCCUUCCACAUCCAUGUUGACUGCGGCAGCCUCGGCUCGCUGGGUCCCGGGCUACGAACACCGCAUCCCCCCCUUUUUGUUCUAAGAAACCAGAACCAGCUUAAUUUUUUUUUUUUUUCUGUUUGUUUUUUUGAAGGACCGUUGUGUGUUACAUUCUACAUCCCCUGUUCCAGUGUAAAAGGAUUGUUUACGCGUUAAAAUGGCUGCUCUUUGAAUCAAUGCAGUAACGUUACAUUUUACCCCCUCUUAGCCCAGAGAGGCCAGGCUGUAACGCUAACAGAAAGAUGCAUUAGCUCGUUACUUAGCUGCUGAGGUAGCGUUACUCGAUGGUUUUUGGUAGCUUCUUCCAACAAGAGGUAGGGUGAAGGGACAUUCCUCCCCACCAAAAGCUAUUUUUUUUUCUUCUCUUAGCCAUUUUGAGCAGGCUUUUAUUUUGAAGUAUGCUUACCCCUCAACGAAUAUGCAGGACUUUGUUGUUAGAAUAAAAACAGCCUGAGUAGCCGAAAGCAGACCUACUGUAAAAGGCCCCGGCUUUGGUCGGGUUAAAACAACAAAACAUGGAUCCUGGAGGUAAAUGUAAGACCAAACUCUUUCUUUUUGGACCCAAACUAGCCACCAACGGUGAUCUACGGGGUAUCAACAGAUACCUGGUGGUCUACGUGUUGUUUUACUUCGUGCUGUUCACUCACGCCUCCCCGGCGAAACCGUGUGACAAGAGUUGUCUCUCUGGAAAAUGCAUCAACGGAUCAUGCGUCUGUGACCGAGGAUGGGUUGGAGAUCAGUGCCAGCACUGCCAAGGGAGGUUCAAGUUGACGGAGCCCUCAGGAUACCUCACAGAUGGUCCAAUCAACUACAAAUACAAAACAAAGUGCACCUGGCUCAUUGAGGGCUAUCCAAAUGCAGUUCUUCGGUUAAGAUUUAACCACUUUGCUACAGAAUGUAGUUGGGACCAUAUGUACGUCUACGACGGAGACUCGAUAUAUGCUCCUCUGGUUGCUGUUUUCAGCGGACUCAUCGUGCCAGAGAUACGAGGAAACGAGACGGUUCCUGAGGUGGAGACAACUUCAGGCUAUGCACUACUACACUUUUUCAGCGACGCUGCCUACAACUUAACAGGAUUUGAAAUCUUUUACUCGAUCAACUCUUGUCCCAACAACUGCUCCAGCCACGGGAAGUGCACGCCUGGUAACUCGGCCGCCAGCAGAGUGUACUGUGAAUGUGACAAGUACUGGAAAGGCGAGGCCUGCGACAUCCCAUACUGCAGGAACAACUGCGGCAGCCCGGACCACGGCUACUGCGACCUCACCGGGGAGAAGCUGUGUGUCUGCAACGACAGCUGGCAAGGCCCAGACUGCUCGCUCACCGUACCUUCAACAGAAUCCUUCUGGGUCCUACCGAGCGUCAAGCCCUUCGGCACGUCGCUUGCCAGAGCUUCCCAUAAGGCCGUGGUGCAGGAAAAGGUGAUGUGGGUGGUGGGUGGCUACACCUUCAACUACACCUCCUUCCAGAUGAUCCUCAACUACAACCUUGAGAGCGGCAUCUGGAACACAGUCCCCAUCAACAGUGGCCCCGUGCCAAGAUACGGCCACUCACUUGCUGCCUACCAGGAUGACAUCUAUAUGUUUGGUGGCAAACUGGAGGCCGGUUGGGGGAACGUAACAGACGAGCUGUGGGUGUUCAACGUACCCAGCCGGACGUGGCAGCGGAGAAACCCCGUGGUCGGCCCACCCGCCCAGGCUCAGAUUUACGCUGUGGAGGGUCACUCAGCCCACAGCGUCCUGCUAGACGGCGGCGAGGCCAUUAUGCUGGUCAUCUUUGGCUACUCCCCCAUCUACAGCUACGUCAGCAACGUUCAGGAGUACGACCUGAGGUCCAACACUUGGUUAGUGCCUGAGACCAAAGGUGCCGUCCCUCAGGGAGGUUACGGCCACAGCAGCACGUACGACGUUGCCAGCAGUAGUGUGUAUGUUCACGGAGGGUAUAAGGCGCUGCCGGCCAACAAAUACGGCCUCGUCGAUGACCUCUACCGCUAUGACGUUAACACCCGGACAUGGUUCAUUCUCAGAGAGAGCGGCUUUCCACGCUACCUGCACUCGGCUGCGCUCCUCAGCGGCACCCUGCUCAUCUUUGGAGGCAACACGCACAAUGACACAUCGCUCAGCAACGGGGCCAAGUGUUUCUCUGCCGAUUUCCUCGCCUAUGACAUCGCUUGUGAUGAGUGGAGGCUCCUGCCUAAGCCUGACCUGCACAGAGAUGUCAACCGCUUUGGUCACUCUGCUGUGGUCAGCAAUGGGUCCAUGUACGUGUUCGGGGGUUUCUCUGGUGUGCUGCUCAACGAUGUGCUUGUUUACCGACCCCCCAGCUGCCAGGCCUUCUUGGCAGAGGAGGGCUGCGUGAAGGCUGGCCCAGGGGUCCGCUGCAUCUGGAGCAGAGGCCGCUGUCUUCCCUGGGAACCCAGCAUGGCUAAUGGAAGCCUCAGUCCUGCCCCAUUCUGCCCCCCUAAAGCUGCCACAGUUGACGAGCGCUGCUACCGUUUCUCGGACUGUGCCAGCUGUACGGCCAACACCAAUGGGUGCCAGUGGUGCGAUGACAAGAAGUGCAUCUCUGCCUCUAGCAACUGUACCUCUAACGUUAAGAACUUCACGGAGUGUCCAGUGCGCAACGAGCAGGUGUGCAGCAAGCUUGCCAACUGCAAGAGCUGCUCGCUGAAUCUCAACUGUCAGUGGGACCAGAAUCAGUCAGAGUGCCACGCUUUGCCCGCCCAGCAGUGCAGUGAAGGAUGGAGCCAGGUCGGCGAGGCCUGCCUGAGGAUCAACUCCAGCCGCGAGAGUUAUGACAACGCCCAACACUACUGCAAGAACCUCAACGGAAACAUCGCCUCACUCACCACCUCCAAACAAGUGGACUUUGUCCUGGAGGAGCUAAAGAAGCUACAGCAACAAGACAAGCGGCUGUCUCCCUGGGUCGGCCUGAGGAAAAUCAACGUGUCAUACUGGGGUUGGGAGGACAUGUCACCGUUCACCAACAGCAGCCUGCGCUGGCUGCCCGGUGAGCCCAGUGACUCUGGUUUCUGUGCCUACCUGGAGGAGCCUCAGGUGACCGGUCUUAGAGCCAAUCCAUGUACAGCCACUGCCCACGGCCUCAUCUGUGAAAAAGCCACUGGAAACCCCAAUCAGAGCACACGUCCAUCCUGUAAGAAGCCGUGCUCGCUGCACACCAACUGCGCCAACUGCACCAACCAGGCCAUGGAGUGCAUGUGGUGCGGCAGCGCGCAGCGCUGUGUCGACUCCACCGCCUAUGUCAUUUCGUUCCCCUAUGGCCAGUGUCUGGAGUGGCAGACCGGAGAUUGCGUGGCCCAGAACUGUUCAGGCCUGCGGACGUGUUCCCAGUGCUUGGAGCAGCCCGAGUGUGGCUGGUGCGGAGAUCCCAGCAGCACGGGGAAAGGCCUGUGCAUGGAGGGGUCUUACCGGGGGCCAAUGAAGAGGCCGGUGAAGCAGGGCCAGCAGGGCCAUGCCCAGGACAUGAGCCUGGAGCCGGGCAGCUGCCCCAAAGACAAGGGCUACGAGUGGGCCUUCAUCCAGUGCCCCGCGUGCCAGUGUAACGGCCACAGCACGUGUGUGAACGGCAGCGUGUGCGAACAAUGUCGCAACCUCACCACCGGUCCUCACUGCCAGACCUGCAUGCCUGGUUACCAUGGAGACCCAACAAAUGGUGGCAAGUGCCAGGCCUGCAAGUGCAACGGUCACGCGAGCGUGUGCCAGGUGUUAACUGGAAAGUGCUUCUGCACCACCAAGGGGAUCAAAGGGGACCAGUGCCAGCUAUGUGACUCAGAGAACCGUUACCUUGGCAAUCCACUCAGAGGAACCUGUUACUACAAUCUUCUCAUCGACUACCAGUUCACCUUCAGUCUCAUCCAAGAAGAUGAUAACCACUACACUGCCAUCAACUUUAUGGCCUCACCUGAGCAGGCAAACAAGAACCUGGACAUGUCCAUUAAUGCAUCCAACAACUUCAACCUCAACAUCACUUGGUCGGUGGGAUCAACAGCUGGAACAAUCUCUGGAGAGGAGGUGCCCAUCGUAUCCAAAACUAACAUCAAGGAAUACAGAGACAGUUUCUCCUGUGAGAAGUUCACCUUUAGAAGCAACCCCAAUAUUACCUUUUAUGUCUACGUCAGUAACUUCUCAUGGCCCAUCAAGAUCCAGAUCGCCUUCUCCCAGCACAACAAUAUCAUGGACCUUGUCCAGUUCUUUGUGACGUUUUUCAGUUGCUUUUUAUCACUACUCCUGGUGGCAGCAGUGGUGUGGAAGAUCAAACAGACCUGCUGGGCUUCACGGCGAAGAGAACAACUGAUGAGAGAGCGCCAGCAGAUGGCCAGCCGUCCGUUUGCCUCGGUUGCCGUUGCACUGGAUGCCAGGGGAGAACAAACAGAACUGUUUCAGCCUGUGGUUGACGGUGCACCUAAACCCGUUGCGAUGGAGCCGUGCUCAGGAGGGAAAGCUGCUGUGUUGACUGUCCUCAUGCGUCUGCCGUCUGGGCCCUCAGGCUUACCUCCACCAGGACAGUCAGGAAUCAUCGUUGCCAGCGCGCUCAUAGACAUUUCACAGCAGAAACCAACAGAUUUUAAGGACAAGUCCCAGGCUUUAAAGAACCGAAAAGCCCAUCCUCCGGCACAUCAAGGCACCUGCGUCUGAGUCCCAACACGUCAAUCCAUCGGGUCCCUUUUUUUUUUCUUCUUUUUUUUUUUUAAAUACCAUCUGAGGGUCACAUUGUUCCAAAAUGCCACAGGUCCCAGCUGGAAGCCUUUCCAGUGACUCAAGACGAUGGCGAUUAUGUAAAAGAUUUCAUUUGGCUGCUACCACUCAAGUUUUACUCCUAAACUUGCCAAGUCCCAAGAGCACAACUCUUCUUACCUUUCCUGCCCUCUGCAUAAAUCAAGCUUUUGGGUCAAGAUGAUCAGAAUCAGAAACUUUUUUCCUUCACCUUCUGGGCUCAAAUCUCUUCCCUUCAAGCGUUGGGCAGUCAUCAUGGCAAAAUUGUGCUCAGAGGGAACCUGCCCCGAUUGGCUAUCAAUGACAUCAGAGACCGAUUGAUCAGGAGGAUCUGCGCAUUGAAGCUUCAGUCGUAAAUAUUCGGACACCUCGUCGUCCGUUCACUAAGCAUGAAGGAAAAGGAAAAGUGUCUGUACAUUGUGGCUUAUCUUAAACUGAUUCCCCUCACACUGUAUCACAGACAACGGAGGGUUUUAAAAAAAAAAGGCUGGUAGACAUCCAGCACAUGCUGCCUAUGGGAGUUUUGUUCUUUUUGCUUGCCAACAAGUGGUAUUCUAUGGUGCUAAAGCAUUUUAAGUUUGUAUGACUCUUCACUCAGCCUUCGCUCUAUGGACUGAAUUCAUUCUGCCUUUUUGUGGGGGAAGCUAUGCACUAAGCCGGGACCCCCCCCCUCCCCGUGACCACAUGAUAGUGUUUUUUGACAACUUCAGUAUUAGUAAAAGUCACCAAUUAACAUUAAUGAUCUGUUUUAAGCAUUUACUGUACAUAUGUAUCAUCCACCCAGCUGAAGCUAAAGUCUGUAUCUUGUGUGGAAUACGUACACAAAUGCUGCAGAGACGUGGACAAAGACUGCAUGUGGGGGGGGUAGACUGCAAAACCCAGAGGAGGCACGGACAAAUCAUCAGUCAUCAAAACUAAAGCAUGGAAAUCUCCCAAUCUUAAGUAAAAAAAAAAAAAGUUAGAUGCAUUUUAUUAUCAGACUGGAAGUUUCCUUUGUUACAAAAAUUGUGUUUUUUUUAAUUUUCUCAGUGUUUUCUCUGUUAAUGAAGUUACAAAAAAAAAACACAGAGAAAUCCACUGAAGUUCUGGUCAAUUCUUCACUGUUUAUCGUCUUGCUGUGCGACUUGGACAUAAGGCUAUUUUUCGAACUUACCCUUGGAUUGGUGCGGCGGGUGGAUGCCACAGAGGAGAAAGACGUCUGCGUAAUAAAAUUAGACCAGGGACAUUGUGCUCCUCUGGCUGUUUACUAGUUUGUUUUUGUAAGUUUUUUUAAAAGAGUCCUCUGAAGCUAUGACUUUAUUCCCCCCCAUCUUUGAGUACAAGGAGUUACGUUACCUUUUUUUAUAAUGCCUUGGCUUUCCAUGAGCUCCUGAGGAGGAGGAGGAGGAGGGGGCGCAUGUGUUGAUCUGCAGAAUUUUAAAAGCUGUCGACCAUUUUUAGCCCACGACUCCACCCCUGAGCUGUACAGUGUCUUGUUGGAACAAAAUGUGAGUCUUUGUCACUCUCACCUCUUGAGAUUUCAUGUGUUUGUCAGGUUUUUAUGACAGAAUGGCAAGAGAUUAUCAUUUAUUUUAGGCCUUGUUACUUGUUACUAUUAUAUCUAUGAUAAAUUGUCUUUUGCUACACUUGUGAAAAGAGCAUUUCUGUUAAUAUUUUUUGUUUGUUUUGAUAUUUAACAGAUUCCUGUGUAAUAGCGCAUUUAACUUGAUUUUAUCGUCGGCUUGAAUCAGUCGAUUGAACGUCGGCCCCCUUUUUGAAUCGUGCAUCUUUUUAAAGGACUGUAUGGGCAUUGUCUUUUUGUUGCAAAGUGGUCAUGAUGAUGCAUUUCAUAAGGAUAGUAUGCCAGCUAAUGUGUUUUUUAUUUUGUGUUUUGUAGAGUAAUCCUAUAACGGUGUCAUUACACAGGAAUCAGGGUCUCACUGUACCGUGAAAAAAAAAAAAGAUGAUAAAUUGCAUAUCAGUAAUCUUCAGUGUAUUUUAAAGAUGGACAACAUGCCAGAAAAUAAAAAUAAAAAACAGACCUGGAUAA
Molecule: messenger RNA, 7069 nt
Organism: Larimichthys crocea (large yellow croaker)
Lineage: Eukaryota; Metazoa; Chordata; Actinopteri; Sciaenidae
Gene: atrnl1b
Product: attractin-like 1b
Exons: 29
Coding region: 826-4962 (1378 amino acids)
Cellular component (GO): Golgi apparatus
Molecular function (GO): protein binding
Source: RefSeq, a predicted model, not a curated record